Messenger RNA from Electrophorus electricus (electric eel), 7664 nucleotides. The record is from RefSeq and is a predicted model, not a curated record. NCBI's taxonomy places the organism in Eukaryota, Metazoa, Chordata, Actinopteri, Gymnotiformes, Gymnotidae.
AGAGCUCGAUCCCGAGGAGGGAGAAGCGCGUAUCCAGGCGCGUCGCCCGUUAGCCGUGCGACAAUCUUAGACACGGACGUGAGCGUCGGUUAUAACGUUAUGUCGACACCGUAACGUUUGGUCUGGAAAACAUGCGGUUACGGCGGCGGCUGAGGCGGCACAGGAGCUGGAUGUUGGGAUAGGGAGCUACGGGGAGAGGGUUCGUUAUCUUGGCAGCUAGCGAGCGGGCGAGCUAGCGUUAGCACAGGAGCGGCGCUAAACUUCGAGGCUAGCCAGCAAACACAAUUUGCUACGAUCGGGAUUAAAAAGUCGGGCCACCUCAUGCUCGUCGUUUUUCCUUACAAAUGGGAUUUAUGUAUCACUACACGGAUACUGUGUCUUCGGCCGAUGGUUGAACACGCGAAACAAUCGUGCAACUAUUUUGUUUACUGCUUGCACAGUACCAGUAUUGAUUACAGGCGAGCUGGUUAAUCUGUGGGUUUGGUGAACACAGGCCAUGGACUGAACAGCCUUCAUCAGCCAAAGGUAGCUAGCGCUCCGGCUGGCUGGCUGGCUGCUUAUAGAAAAAGCCAGAUUUAGACCCACAUACCUAUUAAUUUUACCUUUGAACUACUUAACCAUCUUAAACAAUCAUUUGGCUGGAUGUAGCAUAAAGCUGUGCCCUGGAUCAUGUUUGGGAUAGUCAAGUGGAGAUAACCGGAUUAUUCUCUUAAUUUGAAUAGUCAAAUUUGGUACUACAGAUAGCUAGCUGGCUGUUUCUAGCGCAAUACGAUGUCUACUGCAAAAGAGAACCCAUGUAGAAAGUUCCAAGCGAAUAUUUUCAACAAAAGCAAAUGUCAGAACUGCUUCAAACCGCGGGAGCUGCAUCUUCUGACCGACCAAGACCUAAAUCAGGCCAAACCUAUCUAUGGAGGCUGGCUGUGCUUGGCUCCCGAAGGAACAGAUUUUGACAAUCCAAUGCAGAGAUCCCGGAAAUGGCAGCGGCGGUUCUUUGUCCUCUACGAACACGGCUGCUUACGCUUCGCUCUGGACGAGUCGCCAAGCACACUACCGCAAGGAACUGUCAACAUGAACCUCUGCACAGAUGUGAUUGACGCCGAGCCCAAAACCGGCCAGAAGAAUGCGCUGUGCAUUGUCACACCAGAGCAGGAGUACUACAUCCGUGGAGAUAACAAAGAAAUCAUCAACGGUUGGAGCGAGCAGCUGGUCGUUUAUCCACGGACCAACAAGCAGAAUCAGAAGAAGAAGAGGAAGGUGGAGCCGACGGCCACCCAGGAGCCUGGACCAGCGAAGGUAGCUGUGACGGGCUCAGGUAUCCCUGAGGCUGAGAAGGUUCCAGACUCCAGCUCCAUCAUAUGGCAGGAGGAACUGCACAGCCGAGAAGCGGAAGCUUCGCAGGUGUGGUCCUCCACUGAUAUGGCACCACAGAGCUCGGUGCUGCCCUCUGCAGCCGAGGAUGUGCUGGUGGGUCGCGGCUCGAACCAGGGCUCAGUGAACGGAGAUGAGGUGGACCGGAGUGGGUUCUCCUUCCCCCAACUGGGCGCGCAGCCGCCGCGGGACCUCCUGUCGCCGACGGGAAGCACGUCAAGCCGGCACAGCGCCGAGGCGGGCGGCGUGCCCCGCUGCCUGUCGCCCGCUCCCAGUGACCCCUUCCCGUCGGGCAGCAGCCUGCUGUCCAACGGCUCGCACAUCAGCGGCUCCAUGAGCUCCCUGGACUCUGACGCCAGCGGCAGCACAGUGGCCAGCACGGAGAGCCACGCGCCCCGACUCCGCCGCCCCGAAGGCGAGGCCCGCAAGACGGAGAAGCGCAGCCGUCUGUGCAGCCCUGACCGGCGGGACAGGGAGACGCUCUUCAGCCCAGAGAGGAGCGGCCGCUCCAACGUCAUCGAGAAGCUGGAGGCGCUGGAGCUUGAGCAGCCGGAGCGGAUGGAGGUGGAGGAGGCACGCCGUGGCGAGGCCAGGCAGGGCCGCAGUGAAACGAGGCGUUCCCACCGCCAGGAGCAACGCAGUGACCCGGCGCAAGACCUGGACUUCUGUCCCUCCACCCUGCCCCCACUCAGACGAGCCAAGUCACUGGACCGCCGCACAACAGAGUCGGUCAUGACGCCAGACCUGCUGAAUUUCAAGAAAGGUUGGAUGGUGAAGCUGGAUGAACAUGAACAGUGGAAGAAGUACUGGUUUGUGCUCACAGACCACAGUCUGCGCUAUUACAAGGACUCCAUUGCUGAGGAGGCUUCUGAUCUAGAUGGGGAAAUUGACCUCACCACAUGCUAUAGUGUUACAGAAUACCAAGCUCAGCGAAACUAUGGCUUUCAGAUCCAUACCCAGGAAGGAAUACACACCCUCUCUGCCAUGACGGCAGGGAUUCGUCGCAACUGGAUCCAGGCUGUGAUGAAGAAUGUGCGACCCUCCACUGCCCCCGAUGUUGCUAGCCUGACGGACGACCAUGGCUCCUGCAUCGCCUUCGAGAGCCUCGUGCGACCUGAUGUCACUCAGGACUCGCCGUCCUCCGAUGCCUCGUCCAUGGAGCAGGAGCCCAAGAGGAGCCGCGCACGGGAGCGGCGGCGCGAGGGGCGCUCCAAGACCUUCGACUGGGCCGAGUUCCGGCCCAUCGCCCAGGCCCUGGCCCAGCAGCGGGCGCACGAAGCUGACGCCCUACAGGCUCUGCCAGCCGACGCCGAGCGCAGCCGCAGGAGGGAGGAGAGGCGCAGGCGGUACGAGAGCGUGACAGGGGGCACUGCCGUCGUCGACCCUGUCGUUACCACGGACGCCGGCGUGAUGGACGUAGAGAACACGAGCCCGGGUCCUUGCAGCGCGUGUCCGCUCUCCCCGGAGCGCCAGCAAAAGGUGGAGGACGAGAUCGAGCAGCGCUGGCAGCAGGUGGAGAAGACCCCCAUCCGAGAAGAGAGGAGGGUGCCAUUGUCCACAGCACUGAGGAGCAGAGAGACCACCGAGCUGGAAAAGCUACUCGAAAGUUACAAAAAGGGGGUAUGCUUCCAUGUUCCACAGACUGAUCUCCGUGGAGAAAACCAAGAAUCGGUAGAAGAACUGAAAAUGCAGCUGGAGAUGUGCCACCUACAGCUGGCAGAUUCAGACCAGCAGCGGCGUGCGCUGGAGGGCCAGCUCAAGGUGGCUCUGGAGCGCGAGCACCAGGUCCGAGCCGGCUACAUCUCCCCGCUGGAGUCACCUUUGAGUCUUGAGACAAAGCUCCUGAUGAAGAAGCCGGAACUGGUUAGUUCUCAAGCGCAGAGCUUAACAAAGAAGUACCAGGAGACCAAAGAGCUUCUCCAGCUGCAAGAACUGAGAAAACGCAACAUGCAAGCACAGCUUGGCCUUUCGCUUUCAUGCUUGUCCACCAAGGAGCCUUACUUUCCUGACACCAAAUCAGCCACUUCACAUGAGAUUCUUCCUUCUGAUUCUAUUACAAAACCACUCACUCUUCUACUUCUGGAUAAUGAGGGCAAGAUAAAAGAGCUUGAGGACUUGUUAGAUUGUAGUAGGCCAUUGUCAGUGAAGGAGUUGAUGAAGUUACUGCACUCUCUCAGGGAUUCAGAAUCCUCUGAUUUUCUUCAAGAGAAAAAUGAACAUGAUGGGACAGAUGACAUAACAAAGUGUCAGAAACUUCUGGAAAAUCUUAAAAACCAACAGGACAUUGAAAAUGAGACAGUGAGGAACAGUCUUGCCAAGGCUGGUGACAGCAUUCGUGAUUACGAAGCUCGUCUGAUCACUAUGGAGGACAUGUUGGGGAGGGUACAGAGACAGAAGGCUGAGAAUUUGAAAACCCCCUGUGUGUCGCCCUGUCAACGAGAUGACCCUACACAAAUAACCAACUGUGGUCUCUCUCAGAAGGUUGAACUGCUAACGAGUGAAAACGAUGCACUAACCCAACGCUAUCAGGAAAUUGUCAACCAGCUGAGAGAGGCAGACAGGGAAAUAGACAGACUAAAGGCAGAGCUUCAGAGACUUCAGAAUGGCCAGCAGCAUCAGCUGGCCAGAGUAGGCCAGGACAUCCCUAAGCAAGAGGACAAAGAAGUAAAUGAGCAUUUCUAUGAACAACAACUCAAUGAGAAGUCUCAGAAGCUUCAAGAGGCUCUCCUGAAGUUAGAAAUGCUAGGAAACAGUUUAAAAGAAACAGAAAAAAGGCUGCAGCUUAAAGAAGCUACUCUCAAAGGUCUUGGAUUUCAGCUACCUGAAGAUGACAAGGACGAGUCUCUCCUAGAAAAAGAAAAGCUCAGGCAUCAUAUAGAGGUCAUCGAGUCCAAGCUUUCUGAAAAGGAAAGGCUACUUCAUUCUGCUGACAAGUUCUGCCAAGAACUUCAAGCACAGAACAAGGAGCUCCAAGUGAAGAACCAAGAAUGCGAAAAGACUUUUAAUCAACUACUUUUAGAGGCUAGGGAGGAGAUUAGAAUGUUGCACGAAAGAGAUGCGGUAGAGGUGGAGUCAAAUAAUAGAAGUGGAGUAGACCGCGAGUGCCAAGGGUCACUGCAGAGUUGUGGAGGUACGACAGAGGAAGUGCUGGAAGGAUUCAGGAGGAGGACUGAUGCUCUUAACCUGGUGCUGGAGGUGUUGAUCAAAGCCAAUGAAAAAAAUAACAUGUGCGAGUCAUUCAGCAUUGGCAUUGAGAAGGACAGUUCGGCAAGGAUCUGGACGGGCGUGACGAAGGUGUUGUUUGAACAGGAGAUUUUGAGUAGAGUUUUGGGAGGUAUUGAGAAUUGUGAGGGUGACUGUGCACAACCAUUUGCUGCUGUUAAAGAUGUUGUAGGGUGCAUGCUAAUGGAAAAUAAAAUACUAUUUUCUAUGAUGAACCUCUCUGCAGAGCAAGACACUGAAACCUCAGUAAAUACGGAAAACACUGAAACAGCUAGCCUGCUGGUGGAUCAGACUAAAGUGGCAGAUAACCAUAUAAUUGCUGUCAUUAUGAAAGAACUUACUGAAGAAGUCCAAAAUAAAGUAACCCUGCUGAAUCAGAUUGCUUCUCUGGUUAAUGAACCUGCGAAUGAGCUGCUCCAGUCCUUGGCUUCAGCACACUCUAACUGUGUGUCUGACAAAGGACUGUGGUCCCAGUAUGUUCAUGAUGCCAUUUUAGAUGUAUCUUGUACAUAUUUUAUAAUGCGACAAAGAAUCCAGCAGGAGAAAGAAUUGCAGGCAGAAGUACAGUCUGACCUACAUGCAACAAAGGAUGCCUGUUCUUAUUGUCCUCAGUUAAGAAAGCAGAACAUGGAGCAGAAAGCAAAGCUUAAACAAAUGCAGAUCCAGUUGUCAAGCCUCCAGAAUCCCAUCAGUGAAGAUUCAAAGCCAGUGACCCACAUGCAGAUAGAGGGAGAACCCAUCGAUUCUCUGGAUAAAGCCAUUCAGAUACAAGACAUGGUGGCCAAACAUAAAAAGGAGCUUCGGGAAUUAAGGGAAUUGUACGAUCAGGAAGCAGGAAAGCUGCGACAAGAAGUAGCUAAGGCUGGAGAAACUCUAAGACUGAGAUCAGAGGAGAACAUCAAAGAGAUCGACUCCUUGACACACUGCAUGGAAAAUCUAAGGAAGAAACAUGAGAUGGAGCAAAACCUACUUGUGGACCAUUUCAACCAGGAGAUGGAAGAGCUUAGUGUUGCUUUGGGCCUUCAGAGGGCAGACCUUCCAGAUGACGGCCAGCCAAGCCCAGCUUCCCUCAAACAGCGGAUCCACAACCUAGUGUCGCAAGUGUCUGACAUGACCGAAGAGACGAGGUGUCGAGAUGAGGACGCUGCAUUGCUCCGUCUGAAAUACGAGAAAGACCUGGAAAACCUAAAGGCCACGUGUGAGAGGGGAUUCGCUGCCAUGGAGGAGUCCCAUCAGAAGGUCGUCGACGAGCUACAGAGGAAGCACCAGCGGGAACUAGAGAAGCUGCAGGAAGAGAAGGAGAGGUUGCUGGAGGAGGAGACUGCGGCCACCAUUGCUGCUAUUGAAGCAAUGAAGAAUGCACAUCGGAUUGAGCUGGAGAAAGAAUUGGACAGAGCACGCAAGGCAAACAGCAAUGCAGAAAAUGCGGACAUUGAGGAAAUUCGCAGGCAGCAUGAGGAGGAGCUUGUGUCCUUCCAGCGAGAGAUCGAGGUGCUGUCCGAGCAGUACUCCCAGAAGUGUCUGGAGAACGCGCACCUGGCUCAGGCGCUGGAGGCCGAGCGGCAGGCCUUACGCCAAUGCCAGAGAGAAAAUCAGGAGCUUAACGCACACAACCAGGAGCUGAAUAAUCGUCUAGCUGCAGAGAUAACUAAAAUGAGAUCAAUGACCAGUGAGGAGGGGGGAGAAAGUGGAACAGUUAUUCACGGGAAGGAGCGGUACGAACUAGAGGUUAUGCUGAGGGUGAAGGAAUCAGAGGUUCAGUAUCUGAAGCAGGAAAUCAACUCACUAAAGGAUGAACUGCAAGCUGCCCAACGAGAUAAGAAGUAUGCCACGGAUAAGUACAAGGACAUGUACACGGAGCUGAGCAUCGUGAAGGCAAAAGCAGAGCGGGACCUGGGGCGUCUGCGGGAGCAGCUGCAGAUGGCCCACGAGGCUCUGGGAGAACCCACACCCGAGGACGUCCAGCGCCGAGGCUACGAUAUCAUGAAGUCAAAGAGCAACCCCGACAUCCUGAAGAUGGCAGCGGCAGCGGCGAAACGCUCUGAGCGCACCAUGAGGUCGAAGGAGAAAGCCUGUCUGUGGCUCGAGACAUGCCCUGGGACAGCUAAAGCCAUGAAGAGUCUAAAGGAGGGCUUGACACCAGAGCAAAGGCUCCACUUGUUCGACAACAAGGACGCUAAAGAAUUCUGACACUGAACCAUCAGCCUGACUUGCUGCAUGUCCUAAAGGGCCUGUCAUAUAUUAGCCCAGUAACCAAUCACUUAGAAACACACUGGUCACUGCACACAGCAUAUAUUAAACAUGGUAUGAAGUUUGAAUUUUAUGUCUGUAGUCUGCAUUUCGUGCACUUCAGUUACUGUGACUUUUUUUUAUUACCAUGUCUUAAUGUAAAUAUUUGUUUUUAAUGAAGCAUCUAUCAUGCAUACACUAAACAUGACCGUGUAAGCUACUGUUUUAACUCUUUAGUACGUGUGAAUAGCCAAAGGAUAAGUAUGUAAUGACUCAAAUUAUACUUAAUAAAGAGUAGAUACAAUCAUACCUGCAGACUUCCCUAUUAAGAUAGAUGUGGUAUGCACAUUCCUGCCAGCUUCACUCCAUUAUCUGGAUGAAGUAGAAUUGCUGGCCAAGUAUAAUUUGACAAAUUUGACACUGCUUUAAUACUCAAAAGUAUUAACUUGUACAUGGUGAUUACUAAAAUGUUUUAAGUAUAGGACCAUUCUGAGAUAAUGACCAGUUGAGGCACGGACUUGUAUUUGGAGGGCUUUUUGUUAAUGUAAAAUAUAUACAAAUUUAUAUAGGGUUUCCUUUGUGUAAUCAUGGUCAAUCCACUGAUUGGGAGUUUGAUUUCCUUCCUACCACCCCCACUCGUCUUCCCCAUUAAGCUGACAUCUAGUGUUGUUCAGUGGCAGUUGCCAGUAUUUAUUUAAAUGUUUUUGUUGUUGCUGUUGUUUUAGUUUUUUUGUUUUGUUUUUUCUUCGCUCACAUUUCCAUUCCUCUGUAUGUUGUUACUGUAAAUAUACCACAAAUGUACACCAACUGACAUGUUUAUUAGCAAUAAAUAUUUUUGCACCCUG